Aspergillus wentii DTO 134E9 is the source of this 816-nucleotide messenger RNA. RefSeq names its product Sas10/Utp3/C1D family protein. Bases 277 to 501 code for a protein of 74 amino acids. The record is from RefSeq and is a predicted model, not a curated record. Gene Ontology annotation, cellular component: exosome (RNase complex); nucleolus. Gene Ontology annotation, biological process: regulation of gene expression; maturation of 5.8S rRNA. The transcript has a single exon. NCBI's taxonomy places the organism in Eukaryota, Fungi, Ascomycota, Eurotiomycetes, Eurotiales, Aspergillaceae. Gene Ontology annotation, molecular function: DNA binding; RNA binding.
GCACGGUGUUGAUUAGAUUCGCAUUAUGGAGGUUUUCAAAAAGUCAAAAAAAAGCAGCCCAAUGUAGUAAAAUUCUAAAAAGCUUGCACGAAGCAAGACAACAAUGCUUGGAGUGACGAUUUAUUUGGAUGCAAAUGAUGUAGUUUUAGGAGACGCAGGAUCGAAGCUGUAGACCGCCCCACUCACCGCCCGAAGAUAAAAAAUCGACAUUAUCCGCCAAAGAAUUUCUGAGGAACGAGGAUCCAUUCAUCAUCACUUGCAACUUUUAUAACAACAAUGGACCCAGUUGAUUUAAUGCCGCUGCUUGAGCAGCUGGACGAUAAUGUCGACGAUUUGGAGGAGGCCCUUCAGCCCAUUCUGGAACGCCAGGUGUCUGAAACGUCAAAGAAAUUGCCUGUUCUAGACAAGGCGAAACUUCACGUUUUGGUCACCUACGCGCUGGAGUCACUUAUCUUCUGUACGUGUACUUCUGAAUAUGUCUGGGGGUUUCUGAUUUGCUAACUUUUGUCAGCUUACUUACGUCUCCAUGGCGUGAACGCCAAGGAGCAUCCGGUAUUCAGAGAACUGACGAGGGUGAAGCAGUACUUCGAGAAGAUCAAGGCAUUAGAAACAGAGCCAGAAAAACGAACUAUGACACUUGACAAACAGGCUGCUGGUCGAUUCAUUAAACAUGGUCUUGUAAGUUUGUUAUAAUAUCCUCCUUCAAUUGGACUGAUCGCUCAUUUGUCUCAGGCUGGGAAUGAUAAAAUAGAUCUGGAGCGGAAAGAACGGGAGGCAAAGGAAAAGGCACGCGCUCAGGUCAAAGCGUCGUUGCUA